AUGGGAUCCAACUUUACGGUGAGUAGCGGAGGGGUAGAAGGGGACUUGGGGGUUGAGGCCGCCAACACGUUUGAGGUGGUUCGGUGGAUGUGGGGUUGGCUAGGGCCCUUUAUCACGCUCCUCGAGGAAUUUAGCCGCAGGGACUGGGCAAAACGCCUUCUGUCCUCCAUCUGGGAGGAGCCCACGCCCAUUCCUUCUUCCCACCUGUCCGCCGCCGCCGGAAACGACCAAAAAGCCUCUUGUCUGGAGAUCCUCUUUCUCUACCAGCUCAAUGCGAAACCAAACUAUCGACAAGGGGCGGUGUGGUCGUCGUUAUUGCAAAGCAUCGCCAACUGCAUCUCCGAUCCGAAGUUCCGUAUUCCCUUCAGCGCCCUGUUCCUGACCUACACGGAGCGCCUCCAGUCCAAGAAAUCCCCCAUCGAGGACCUUUAUGUGCAGGUUUUCACCUGCUCCGCAACCCUUACCACCCUCGCGCUGUCGCCGGAGCGGAUGCCCUACACCCAGCCGUCCUUUGAUACGAUUCUUCAUCGCCAGAUCUCCAGCAUUUUGUACUCCUUCUGCCAACUCCCACGGAAUCCCAAUAACGCGUCGUUGUGGAACUCGGCGCGGGGCGAAUGCCCGCCAUGGAUGAUCUUCGUGAAGGAACGCAGCAAAAGCAUGAAAUCAUCCUGCACGGCGGUGUUAUAUUUGAUGAUUGCUCGAUGUGAGGAGUUGGGCCUGAUUGCCGUCCUCUCCAAAACGUUUAUGCGGGCGUGGGUGCAUUUGUUAUUGCUCUUCUCCGUCAACGCCGUGAUCCGGAAGGACCCGGGGAGCUUCACGAAUAUGUAUUCCAUCACGGAGUGGAUUAAUCUCCUCCUCAUUCGCGUGAUUUGGGGAAUGGGGGUGAAGGUUGGCGUCAUUUUGGCCAAACUUCAACCCCCGCGGCGAAGUUUCCCGAGCGCCGCCGCGCCGGAUGAGGCGGGGCCGAUGGUGAGCGAUGCCGUUCGGCAGGUCGUCGACCGAUCGCGCCGAUUCGACCCCACGCCCGAUCGCGCCGCGUAUUGCGAGCCGCACCGAUGUCUUCUCCAACACGCCGCGCUGGAGCCGAACGAGGCGGCCUCAUUAUUGCCUUUUUUGCCCUCGGAGGAAGAGGAGGGCUCGAGGGCGGCGCUGGACUACAUCCUGGCCCUCCUCCGCGAGGCAACGGCGGGGCUCGAGACUUUUCUUCUCUGCCAACGCGCGUAUUUUUGUUGGGGAAGUAGGGAUGGGGGUUUACACCGCGGGACGGGCCCGAUCUUGGAGUAUAAUCUGUUGGAGCCGGUGGAGAACAUGACCACGCUGGUCUUGCCGGUGCAGCGCAUCGUGGCGAUCUUAAUUCAAACCUGGUUGAUUCAUCAGCGAAGUUUAAACCCACCCGAAAACGCUCUGGACGACCCGGACGCCUUGCUGGUUUCCCAACGUCUGCAUGGUUGCGAUAAUCGCGAAGGGCGAAGGCCUUUGCGCGCGUUGAUGGAUUUGCUUUUUCCCCCCACGAUUCUGACGCCGUCGGGGGAGCAGGGGUCUUCGUGGGAUUUUUUUGACGGGCUUUUGGAUUCUUUGGUGAUGCCGUUGGUGCUCGUUUCCCAACGGGAAGAGGGGCUCUGGCGCCGCAACGACUGCAAUGUCCUCACACGCACCCUCAAGCACUUUGAAGUGGGCGCGAAUUUUACGCUUUUGAAUGAUAUUUAUCUGAUUCAAGUAUUGGUGACCUGCUUUCCACCGCAGGACUUUGCCAUUCGUCUUCUGGAGCGCUUUUCCUACGUCCGGGGCGACGAAAACGCCUCGUGGAAGGCGAAAAGCGAGGGGACCUCACACGACGACGCGGUCACAGGCGUCAGGGGGUUGGCGGGCUACCUGCGGCUUAUGAUCACGCUGAUUCAGGAUGAAAGCAAGGCGAAUACCCACAUCGAUUCCAUCCACUCACUUCGCAGCAUCGUCGCGUUCUAUCUAUCCCAGGAUCACCUCACACACUCCAAGCUGGUGGAUCUCCUCAACACUAACUUCUUCGGAUCUUUGGCCGAGGACUACGAAUUCUUAACCCAAAGCCUUUCCUCAUCCUUGGACGAAGUCGCGGUGGCGGAGGAUGGUCCGUCCGGGAAGAUCUUUCGCCUGAAGGACCUCCAAACCUGGACGCGGUGGGUGGAUCUCUACCACCCGCAGUAUCGCGAUUUUAUCCUGCCGGCCAUUAUUUCGCAAUACCGACAUAUCGCGGCCCUCGAAAAGACCAAGGCCCACAAGUCCCUUCGCUGCGAAGGCGCGAGCCAGGAAGCCCGGAAAGACGCCGCGCCAGCCAUGGUGCCCCCAACUCGGCUUCGGCAAAGCGAGCAAUACGCGGAGUUCAUCCCCAGCCUUCGGACGCUUCUUCACACGGACGGGUUUCUCCUGACAGCGUGUUAUAUCAUCCAGCUCUACGUGUUAAACUUCAAACGCAUCGCCGAGGCCGAGGCGUUGGGGAAAAAGCCGCCCCCCUACGGCGACGAUGCCGAAUCGCAUCACGUCAGCGAGCACCUCCUCCUCCAUGCGAUCACGGCCCUCCACCUUUGCGUGCAGGAUUGCGCGGCGCUCUCCCGCGCCCUCCGCGCGGAGGCCGGCAUUGACGAAAGCCUCACCAUCGAGCGGGAAAUCCACUGGGAGUCCGUCGAAACCUACCUCGAGCGCACCUUCGCCGCGGCCCCCACUUCGUUCACGACGGAAUCGGCCAAUUUAUAUCUACGACUGCCGGAGCUGGCCGGGGGGGCGUCGGUUCGGGCGUUAUUGGCCAAACCGGCCCCUCCGCACCGCCUUUGCCGGGGCCCGCGGCUUUCCGAGGGGGAGGGCCCCCAAGAUGGGGCCCCGACGGCGGACGCCCUGCAUGACCUUCGCGACUUUUUACGGCAAAACCCCCAACUCGACGACUUUAGCCUCCUGGCGAUGGUGGAGUCGAUCCUCCUGGCGACCGGGCUGGCGCGGUUUGAGGCCUCGGCGGGGCAUCCGGGGCAGGGCGACGCCGACGGGCGGGUGAAAAACCGCCAGCAGCGGAUUAAAGAGCGCCAGGCGAAACUCCUCCAGCGCCUGCAAACCCGCAGCUCGAAGGUGGGCGUGGCGAUGGGAUUGGCGGAAGGGGAGGGCGAAAAGGGGGAGGGGGCGUCCUCGCCGGCGGCGGGGGCCCUCCCGCACACCCCGACGAGCGGCGGGUACGUCCACAGCCGGCUUUUGUUCGAUCUCGCCUCGUUGGAGUGCUGCGUUUGUCGGCUAAGCCACCGAGAGCCGCUGAUGCUGCUUGGGCAGUGCUCCACCUCGGGGGUGCUGCGGCUUUUGGACUCGAUCGCGCUGCCCGAGGGGCGUCGGGUGCACGGACACUACUACAUCUGCGGCCAUGCCGCUCACAAAUCCUGCACGAACCGAAUUUUCCGCCGUCUCGCGCGGCUUUGGCAGAGCGGCGACUUCCAGGGGCAGGGAUUUUUGGGCGCGUCCGAGUUCGUCUGCCCGAUUUGCAUGAUGGUGUGUACCAAUCUGAGCCCUCUACCCGUGUUUAGCAAUCAUCCGGGCGGGAAGGAAGCGCCGGACGAGACGAUGCUCUUUGAGGAGAUCCAAAGGAGCACCGUCAGCCUAAACGAGCCGGGCGUGAUGUCCGCCGUGGGCGACCUCCACACGUCGAUUGCGCAGGCCGCCAUCGGGGCCUCCGCCUCGACGGACAUGAAACCCAUCGAGACCCAUGAGGAUCCACUCCAGGCGAACAACAACGACGCGUGGAUUUUAUCGGAAACGCUGCGGACGAUCUACUACAGCUUUCGCAUCACGCUGGAAUCCAUCAAGGCCGGGGUGUACGAGGUCACCUCCAAAGACCUUCUCACCCUGCUUUCCUUGCUUAUUUCGAUCUCCCCGCAGUCCCUGGAGGCGCACUACACCGCCUUGCACGCGAACUACCGCCGCAGCGAGCAGGACAAGUUCCCUUUGUUGAUCUUGGAAGUGGUAAAAGACCCCAAGCAGGCGUCCCGGCUCAUCCAACACUACGCGGCGAAUCUGCGGGAGGCCGGGCUGGACGACCCCGCGCAGCCCAUCGCGCGAUGGAUGGACCUGGGCUGUGCGGCCCUGCUUAAACUGCUAGUGUGCGAUGAGCCCGCGGGCGCCGUGCUCGACGCGCAAGUGGAAAACCCUUUUUUCCUCCUCCCAUUGCGUUCGUCGGCCUUGGCGAGCGCGGCGGCACGCGCCGAGGCGAUUCAGCGCCUGUGGGGGUACCUAACGGGGGUUGAGGAGGGGCCCGAUCCCCACCCGAUCGCCGCGCCGGCGCCCGGGCGAUUUGAGAAUCCGGCGCAGUGGCAGGGGCACCUGCUGGGUGAGGUUUUGCACCUCCCGAUUGACUACAUCGACCUGGUCGUGCGGUAUAACCUCGUCCAUAAUAAGGAAAGCGGCGGGGGCAAGAAUCGGGAGGAGAGCUCCGCUCUAUGCUGCCUUUGUGGAAAGUUUUUAUAUAUUGAACCUCAGGGUUCGUUCUUUGAGCGCUUUAACCACACACGAGAAUGCGUGGGCGGUGUUGGAAUAUUCUUGAUUUUGCAUUACACUUCGCUUCUCGUACUAGACUCCGUCGCUGGCCGCUUGGUGGAGUAUAGCUCCCUUUAUACGGACGAAUUCGGGGAACCUGACGAGGGCCUGCGGCGCGGCGUGCAGCUCAAACGAAAUGUGGAGUUGUGCAAGAAGUUUUUGAAGCUAUGGAUUCGGAAUGAGUGGAGUGCCAACUCGAUGAUUUUACGCCGCAGCAGGCGAAUCGGCACCACGCAAUUUUAA
This is a messenger RNA of Phytomonas sp. Hart1, 4782 nucleotides long. NCBI's taxonomy places the organism in Eukaryota, Euglenozoa, Kinetoplastea, Trypanosomatida, Trypanosomatidae. The record is from the annotation of a GenBank genome assembly.